Onychomys torridus (southern grasshopper mouse) is the source of this 1525-nucleotide messenger RNA. RefSeq names its product decorin (gene Dcn). Lineage: Eukaryota; Metazoa; Chordata; Mammalia; Rodentia; Cricetidae. The record is from RefSeq and is a predicted model, not a curated record. The coding region runs from base 379 to 1470 and encodes 363 amino acids. The transcript is spliced from 8 exons. Gene Ontology annotation, molecular function: protein binding.
AAGUUACUCCACUGGACGACAAAAGCAGUUUGGAAUGUUAGGCGGAUGCAAAAGGAAUAAAGCAAACGUAGAGGGGAAAAAAAAGGAGGCCGAUAAAGUUUCUGGCUACAAUACAAGAGACGUAUCAUUACCAUAUGAUCUAAUGUGGGUGUCAGCUGGUUGUGCUCACUGAGUGAAACCUUCGUUUCUCCCUGGGCUAUGGAGUAGAAGCUGGAGGUUUGCAACCUAGUGACAGCCAGAGAGCAGCACCCCUCCUCCUUUCCACACCUGCAAACUCUUUUGCUUGGGCUGAAUAUUUAGUGUAAUUACAUCUCAGCUCUGAGGGCUCCCGUGGCAAAUACCCGGAUUAAAAGGCUGUUCCAAAUACAUGAGAUAAUCAUGAAGGCGACGCUCAUCCUACUCCUUCUGGCACACGUCUCUUGGGCUGGACCAUUUGAACAGAGAGGCUUAUUCGACUUCAUGCUGGAAGAUGAGGCUUCCGGCGCGGCAGAAACGGAAGAUUCUGGUCUUCCUCCUGAUCUACCACACCUGGAGCCCCUGGGACCUGUGUGUCCCUUCCGCUGCCAAUGCCAUCUUCGAGUGGUCCAGUGUUCCGAUCUGGGUUUGGAUAAAGUGCCCAAGGACCUUCCUCCUGACACAACAUUGCUAGACCUGCAGAACAACAAAAUCACUGAGAUCAAAGAUGGUGACUUUAAGAGCCUGAAGAAUCUGCAUACUUUGAUUCUUGUCAACAACAAGAUCAGCAAGAUCAGCUCUGGGGCCUUCACACCUCUAGUGAAACUGGAAAGGCUUUAUCUGUCUAAGAAUCAGCUAAAGGAACUCCCCGACAAAAUGCCCAAAACCCUCCAGGAGCUUCGCGCCCACGAGAACGAGAUCAGCAAAGUGCGGAAAACCGUGUUCAACGGACUGAACCAGAUGAUUGUCAUAGAACUGGGCACCAACCCACUGAAAAGCUCUGGAAUUGAAAGUGGAGCCUUCCAGGGAAUGAAGAGGCUCUCGUACAUCCGCAUCGCAGACACCAAUAUCACUGCUAUUCCUCAAGGUCUCCCUCCUUCUCUCACUGAAUUGCACCUAGAUGGAAACAAGAUCACUAAAGUUGAUGCAUCCAGCCUGAAAGGACUGACUAAUUUGGCUAAGUUGGGAUUGAGUUUCAACAGCAUCUCUGCCGUAGACAAUGGCACUCUGGCCAACACUCCUCAUCUGAGGGAACUCCACUUGGACAACAACAAACUCAUCAGAGUGCCUGGUGGGCUGGCGGAGCAUAAGUACAUCCAGGUUGUCUACCUUCACAACAACAACAUCUCCGCAGUCGGGUCAAAUGACUUCUGCCCACCCGGCUACAACACUAAGAAGGCUUCCUACUCCGGAGUGAGUCUUUUCAGCAAUCCUGUCCAGUAUUGGGAGAUCCAGCCAUCCACCUUCCGAUGUGUCUAUGUCCGCUCUGCCAUUCAACUCGGAAACUAUAAGUAACUCCCAACCAGCCUCAUUUUUAUAAUCUGGAAAAAAGAAAAAAAAAAAAAAAAAC